AUGGUGGAGAGAAUCCAUCGACAACUUAAGGCAGCAAUAAAAUGCCACAAGAACGACCGAUGGACCGAGACACUCCUAACCGUCCUCCUCGGAAUGCGAGCAGCCUGGCGAGAAGACCUAAAAGCAACGGCAGCAGAACUAGUAUAUGGAGAGCCACUCAGAUUGCCUGGAGAGUUCCUGGAUUCCAGAAGUACGGAUGACAGCGAGAACACAUCCGACUUCAUAGUGAACCUGAGGCAACAAAUGCGAGAAGUAAGGCCCACUGAAGGAAGCCACCACGUAGAGCGGACCAGCUUUAUAUUCAAGGACUUGGUAACUUCACCUUACGUGUUCGUUCGGCAUGAUGGUCCGAAGAAAGGCCUGCAAAACCCCUACGACGGACCAUACGAAGUGUUGAGUCGAAGUCCAAAACACUUCGUAAUAAAAAUAAACGGCAAGGAAACGACAGUGACAAUCGACAGGUUAAAACCAGCCUAUGUCAUCGCGGACGACGAUAUGAAGAACCAGCCAAUGCAAGAACACCCUGUAGAACCCGAUAGAUGA
Messenger RNA from Coccinella septempunctata (seven-spotted ladybird), 543 nucleotides. RefSeq lists its product as uncharacterized. Gene Ontology annotation, molecular function: nucleic acid binding. The record is from RefSeq and is a predicted model, not a curated record. The transcript has a single exon. Bases 1 to 543 code for a protein of 180 amino acids. Lineage: Eukaryota; Metazoa; Arthropoda; Insecta; Coleoptera; Coccinellidae.